AUGAGGUGUAAGAACCAUUACACUGACCUCACCAGCACCAUCGGCGUAUGCUCUUGUUGCCUCCGUGAACGUCUACUCUGUGUAAUCGCUGCUCAAGAACAAGCUCAAUCUCAAUCUCCGCUUCAAAACCCUCACAAUUCCGACAAUAUUCCGCCGAUACACCACCGCAAACGCAACCAGUCAGACGGAGCUACCGCCUGGUCCGAUAACAACGAUCGUCUUCAUCAUCCUCGUUCUGCGCCACAUCAUCGGCGUAUCAUCUCCGAUCAACUUUUUUAUCAGACGCCGGAGCUAGAUCCUACUUCCGUCGGUAACGGUAACGGAAAAAGCUCCAGCGGUUACUCUAGUAAGAAACGGAGUUUCAUUAGGUUUUUUUCGUUUACGAACAUUUUCAGAUCUAGAAAUCGGAAAUCAGUUACGGUUACGGUUACGGAACCUAGGGUUUCAGAUUCAGUUUCAGUUUCAGUUUCAGAUUCAGAUUCAACUUUCCGGCGGCAUUAUGGCGGCGGUGGUGCGGUGCGGCGACGUAACUGCCGAGAUCGAGGAAUGUCACCGGUGAGAAACUCAGACACCGGCGGCGAUGAAGAAGAAUCGAACGCGUCAACGGAGUCGUGGAGAAACACGCCGCGGCGGACUCCGGCACGGCGCGGCGGUGGAGGACACUCGCGGCAGUUAUCUGGUUUAGCAUUUUGUUUGAGUCCUUUGGUGCGUGCAAGCCCUAACCGGCCGGAGGUUGUGUUGUCCGGCGAGAUUAGGGUUCCGGUGAAGCCUCAUUUAUCUGAUACGAAGUCGUUUAACGGUAAUAGAUCACGGAAACUUGCUGAUUUUGGGAGGAGUAAUCUGAACCGUUGA
Messenger RNA from Helianthus annuus (common sunflower), 852 nucleotides. RefSeq lists its product as uncharacterized. The transcript has a single exon. Lineage: Eukaryota; Viridiplantae; Streptophyta; Magnoliopsida; Asterales; Asteraceae. The record is from RefSeq and is a predicted model, not a curated record. Bases 1 to 852 code for a protein of 283 amino acids.